Molecule: messenger RNA, 459 nt
Organism: Hibiscus syriacus
Lineage: Eukaryota; Viridiplantae; Streptophyta; Magnoliopsida; Malvales; Malvaceae
Product: stigma-specific STIG1-like protein 2
Exons: 1
Coding region: 1-459 (152 amino acids)
Source: RefSeq, a predicted model, not a curated record
AUGGAACUUGCCAAACUUGUCCUCACUGUAGCCAUGAUGAUCACUUUAGUAACGAAAACCAUCGGCGGCGGCGUGGAAACGAACCCUACUUUGAUUUCAUCAACCACAUCCCCGGAGGCUGGACCACCCGUGUUGCCGAAGCCGAAUGUUUCCAAGAGGGUAAGUCGUUUCCUCCAGCAAGGAGUUCGGAACCCUAGAGCCGCCGACCACUGUCACAAAGACGAAGAGGUUUGCUACAUUCAAGACGGCGCCACCUCCACUUGCUGCAACAACAAAUGCGUCUAUUUGGCGACUGACGACCACAACUGCGGCGCAUGCAAGAAGAAGUGCAAGUUCACACAGGUUUGCUGCCGGGGAGAGUGCGUCGAGAUUGCUUUCGACAAAAGGCAUUGCGGGGGUUGCAACCACCGGUGCAAACCCGGUGAAUAUUGCAUUUAUGGAAUGUGCAGCUACGCGUAA